Molecule: messenger RNA, 562 nt
Organism: Saccostrea echinata
Lineage: Eukaryota; Metazoa; Mollusca; Bivalvia; Ostreida; Ostreidae
Product: large ribosomal subunit protein eL24-like
Exons: 5
Coding region: 63-533 (156 amino acids)
Biological process (GO): cytoplasmic translation
Cellular component (GO): cytosolic large ribosomal subunit
Molecular function (GO): structural constituent of ribosome; mRNA binding
Source: RefSeq, a predicted model, not a curated record
CUGUAAAUAAAGAAUUCACUCCGUUCCUUUUGCUUUCGGUCUUUCAACUUCCGGUAUCAAUCAUGAAGAUUGAACUGUGCUCGUACAGCGGGUAUAAAAUCUACCCUGGACAUGGAAAACGUAUCGUCAAAGUUGACGGAAGGGUUUUCCAGUUCCUCAACAGCAAAUGUGAGGCCUCACACAUGAUGAAAAGAAACCCUCGUGAGAUUAACUGGACAGUUCUGUACAGAAGGAAACACAAGAAGGGAAAUCUCGAGGAGAUCGCCAAAAAGAGAAGCCGCAGAACCACGAAAUUCACACGUGCUGUCACUGGGUUAUCACUGGCUGAAAUUCAGGCCAGGCGUAACCAGAAACCAGAGGUCAGGAAAGCACAGAGAGAGCAGGCCAUCAGAGCUGCAAAAGAAAAACAAAAGGCAAAAGAUGCCCAAAAGAGACAACAGAAGGCCCAGGCAUCUAGAACUGCCCAGCCUAAGAUGAAACCCUCCCAGAAAGGUGGAGCAGCAACAAAGCCAAGAGUUGGAGGAAAACGUUAAUAUUUAUAUCAAUAAAAACAGACUUCUGG